Messenger RNA from Cuscuta europaea, 1658 nucleotides. NCBI's taxonomy places the organism in Eukaryota, Viridiplantae, Streptophyta, Magnoliopsida, Solanales, Convolvulaceae. The record is from the annotation of a GenBank genome assembly.
CAAGACCGAGAGGCGACUCCAAACGGCAAAACGCAAUCCCUCUGCGACUCCAAACGGCAAAACGCAAUCCCAAGAGCCAAGACGGCAAGACGGCAAGACCGAGAGGCGACUCAGGCGAGAACCGGAGAACGACGAGAUUCGAGAAGCCUGUCCGCGGCGUCCGCCUGCUGGCUGCACCGCCUGUCCGCCUGCUGGCUGCUGCGGCCUGCACUGCUGCAGCUCUGCGCCGACUCCGCCGAGAAGACUGAGCUCUGCGCGGCUGCGCCGACUCCGCCCGACCGGCGACCGCCCCUGCCGCCGACUACACUUCUGCAGUUCUGCAGCUCUGCACGACAGCCCAACAUGUAAAUAGGUAAUGAAGAGAUACUAUAACCCUGUUGAAGAAAAAGCUGAUGAAAGUAGCUCAUCAAAAAUUGUAGUGCCGGCUGUGCCGUCAACUACAAUUCAAGAAAACUCAACAACAAAUGACGAAGAGCAUACAAUCAUACAAUCAGUCGCCGCUAAUGAGUUUGAUGCUUCCCAACUUCCAUCUGACCCUGGAUUGAGAAUACCGAUCUCAAGGUAUCAUCCAAAUAUUAGAGAUCAAGUUCGAAGAGCAUAUUUGCAGAAAGGCCCUUGUCAACCAUUUGAACAUGACUUCCCAAUGAAGAUGGUUUCUGCAAAUAAAUCAAGAAGAUUUGUUCCGACUUGGUUUACUGAACAUGAAUGGUUGGAGUAUAGCAUAUCUAAAGAUGCUGCUUAUUGUUUGUAUUGUUACCUUUUCAAACCCAACAAAGGGAAACAAUCAGGAGGAGAUGUGUUUGUUUCAGAGGGAUUUAGCAGUUGGAAAGAUAAGGCCAAACUUAAUGUUCAUGUUGGAAAGUAUGAUAGUGAGCACAAUCAAGCUCGAAUGAGGUGUGAUGCAUUGAUGAACCAAGAUGCACAUAUUGAGACAACAUAUUUUUGUGAUCAACAUUCUAUUGAUAUCCCAAACAUGAAUGACACAUUCAUCCGUUUUGAUUCUCGAGGUCGCCCCGUACGUAAAGGAUCAACUCUUACUAAUUUGCAUCACUAUCGCUAUGAUCUAUUUUGUGCUGUGAUUGAUUUGCAACUGCAAGAGUUGGGUGAUCGCUUUUCAGAAGCUAGUACAGAGUUGCUACUAUGCAUUGCUUGCUUAUCUCCACGAGAUUCAUUUUCUGCUUUUGAGAAGAAGAAAUUGCUUAGAUUGGCCGAGUUUUAUCCCCGGGAUUUUUCACCAUUAGAUGUUUGUAUUCUCACUGAUCAACUUGAAAGUUAUAUCUUUGAUGUGCGCUCUAAUGCUUUUUUUAAGGAGCUCAAUGGACUUGGUGACCUUGCAGAGAAGUUGGUAGAAACUAAGAAGCACAAGGUGUUUCCUUUAGUUUACAAGUUGUUGACAUUGGCAUUGAUUCUUCCUGUUGCAACCGCUAGUGUUGAAAGAGUAUUUUCAGCAAUGAAUAUCGUGAAAGAUAGGUUAAGCAACCGGAUGAGUGACGACUGGUUCAAUGAUAGACUUAUUGUUUAUGUGGAAAAAGACAUCUUCUUGAAAAUUGACAAUGAUGUCAUUAUCAAACGAUAUCAAUCGAUGAAAACCCGUAGAUAACAGUUGUAAAAUUAUGAUGUUUUUGUAUUUGACUUUAAUGCAAACUUUUAUUCCUAUA